AUGGGCGGCAACAAAUUACCCGAUCUCAAGGGAUACGUCUGUCUGGUGACGGGUGCCAGUCGCGGGGUCGGCCGCGGCAUCGCACUUGCUUUGGGUGAGUGCGGUGCCACUGUAUACAUCACUGGACGCACACUCAAGCCCAAGGGUGAUGUCAAGGAGGGCGAUGUGGGCGGAAGUCUGGAGGAGACGGCCGCGGAAGUCACAUCGCGCGGUGGGGUGCGCUUGUUUCCUCACUUGCCCUCAUCCGAUUUUCCCUCUGUUGUAGUCGUUCAGCUUUUUCCUCUCUGUUUCGGCACGAAAUGGCAAGGCUCGAUAAUCAGUUCAACCUUCAGUUAAUUAAGACGUAGGUCUUGAGCUUUCCUGUAGAUGAACAGAAGUCGUUUUCUGCAUAAUAUCCGUUUGAAAAUCUAUCCGAGGACCGGACUCGCUUCUCACAGUUUCUCGAGUAAAUGAUCGGGAUGCCAUCACCUGAGCUAUUUAAAAACACCUAACUAACUUCUAUAUAAAAUCGCCAAGCACGCCAGGGCGUGCCUGGAUACUCCAGUAGCUGGUUUUGCUGAUUAUGCCAUUGCCUGCCGAAACGGAAGUAUAUAUAUAUAUAUGACUUGAAAAGCGGGUAUCCCGAGAAAUCUAAUUAGGAAGAUGAAACUCUUUGGGAAACUGCAAGUUGUAUUGUGUUAAUUUUCGAGGCUGGUCCCUCAGCUCGUCGUCAGACUAUCUUAGAAUCUUAGAAUUAUUUGUUAGUCACAGGUAAGAAAUUAACUGUUGUUGCAUUAGCACCUAGUGACUUCAGUUUACAAGAUGCAUGCGUCCGCGUAAUGAAAAUCCGAUAUUCUUCUAUGCACUUAAAAAGAUGCUACAUUAAGUCCAUAAAAUUAUGCAAUGGAUGCGGACUACGUUGUACAUUUCAUGAGGAGCAGUGAUAAACGGAAAGGUACGAUGCUGUAUGAAUGGACACUGCACGGUCUUUAAACAUUUUAUAAUUAAAGUAUGAUUAGAUUUUAAAAAAGUUUCUUCGAGUAUAAAAUAUGAAGAAAAGUAAUUCGCUAUCAAAUAUGUGAAAGAAAGAAUAUUUUAGUUCAUGUUUUUCAUAAAAUAUGUUUGAAUACACAAGACCAUCGAAAAUCAGUGCGAAAAAUGCGUGCUAGUUAAAUAGCCACUUUCUACCGAGUACGGUUUCCAUGGGGGAUUGAAAAGAUGUGCAUUCAAAAGCCAACAUCCUGCCGAAUCCGAAGUACUAUAGGAUUAUGCCGCGGGAUAAUCAAUAUUACAGCCCCAUCUAAGUAAUCCUUCCUAAUGGAAGCAUAUUCCAGAAUUUUCGCCAAAAUGUCAUGAGAUCGGUCACUCACUGUAUGUCUGCAUACCAAACUGGGCAUUUAGGCAGGAUUUAGGGUAAAAAAUAUUACUUCUCAAGUCAGCCAUAAGAAAGUGACUUCUUUUCAUGUCGGAAAAUUAACGACAUUAUAUGUGCUAUCUCAUGAAAUGUUAGUCGGAAUUCUGAAGUAUAUUUUCGAUCCUAAAAGUACUCAAGUGAGGCUGCAAUAUUAAUUAUCGCGCAGCACUGUCGCGAGUUAUUUCAGUCACGCCAGGAUGUCAGCUUUUGAAUGAGGUUUUCUUCGAUCGCAUGCAAAAACUACAGAGCAAAAUAAUGAUUACUUGGGUAGUGGGAAUGUGUCCUAUUGACUUUCGUUGCCUUUGUAAAUUCUGGAGUUUUUAAUAAAUUUACUAAAUUUAUAAAAGACGUGAACAAAAGUUUUCCUUUUUUAAUUAUUUCGCAGCAAAUUACGUCUUCUCAAAAUUUUCUAUUUAUAGAUAGAGCAUCUGUUGGUGCUAAAAGUUUGUGAUCAUGGAGCACCGCAUCAACACGGUUAGUAGUGUUACUUAUAAACUAGACAACCUGAUCCCCAUCCAUUGCAAAAUUUUAUGAGCUCUAUUCAACGUCUUCCUAAAAGCCUAGAGAAACAUGCCAUAGUCCUUUGACGGGAUGCAUACAACAGGUUGGGUAUCUCAUGAAAUGUCAACCGAAAUUCCGAAAUGCGUUUUCGGUUCAAAAAGAUUAAUUAAGUAGGGCUGUAAAACUAGUCAGCCUGUAACAUAAUUUUAUAAUAUUUCGGUUACCUCAGGAUAAUAGCUUUCCAAUGAACAUCCUUUCGGCUGCAUGCGAAACCUACACUCGGUAAAAAACGACUACCUUAGUGGCAAGAAUUUUUCUCAUUUACUUUCGAUGCCCCUCAGUGACCAAUUAUACUUCAUGGAAAACAUGCACAAAAAUAUUUAUUCUUUUGCUCAUUCGGUAGGCAAUUACGUCUUCUUCGAAUUUUAUACUCGAAGGAAGUGUGUAACUCGGUUUCCAAAAACCUUUCUGAUUCCCGAAUAAUUUUGAACCCGCUUUACCGUUGCACUUGGAUACAAGGUUUCCAAACUACAAGCCGUACAUUUUUCGCGUACGGGAAAACACACAUUUCUCUACGGUAAUAAAGGGGAACCAUAUAGGGUUCAUAAACUUUAGCAGCGGAUUUGAUCCAUAUUGUUAACUUUACAAGCCACAUUGGUAAACACAGAUACACGAUGAUUUAUGAACGGCCAUUUCGCGGCAUUUUAAAGUCCCACAAUUAGAAACUUUUUAAAACCGGAUUAUGUUCCUCCUUCGGACAUAAAAUUGGAAGAAGAUGCAAGUUUCUGUCGCAUAAGCAAAAGAAAGAGUAUUUUAUCUAGGUUUUCCUUGAAAUAUAAUUGGACAUUUAGUGGCAUCGAAAAUGAGAGGGAAAAAUUCAUGCUACAUAAGUAGUCACUUUUUACAGAGUGUAGUUUUUGCAUGAAGCCGGAAGGAAGUUCUGUCGAAAGCUUUCAUCCUGAGAUAACUGAAAUAUUAAAAAAUUAUGUUGCAGGCUGACUAGUUUUACAACCCUGCCUAAUUAAUCUUAUCGAACAGAAACCGCACUUCAUAAUGUCGGUUGACAUUUCAUGAGUUAGCCCACCUACUGUAUAUCAUGUAGUUUGAAAACCCGGCAUGCAAGAGUAGCGGCGGCUGCCGCACAAAUUUUCUCGGGCAUCGCAAAGUUUUUAAAGCCAAAAGAUGCUCUCUCUUCAAGUAACAUAUUUGGAGAAGGCCUAAUUUGCUACCAAAUGAAUACAAGGGAGAAUAUUUAUACGCAUGUUUUAUAUAUGGCAUAUUUGAACUUAUAACGCCAUCGAAAAUCAAUGCAAAAAUUCGUACGUCUUAAGUAGUUGUUUUUUGCUCUGUAAUUUGGGCAGACUACCAGAGGAAAUCUCAUUAAAAAGCUGGCGUUCUGGCAUGACAGAACCAUCUUACGGUUCUACCACACGAUAAUUGACAUUACAGCUCCUGCUUAGGCAACCUGUUAGAGUCGAAAAAAUAUUUCAGAAUUUCGACUAACAUUGAAUGAGACAGCACGUCUACGUUACGCGGAGAAUUUCAAAUGACUAGUAUCUUUUGGAGUAACAGUUGUCGCAGGUAGAUGAGAAGGGUUUUCAGAAAUACAAGCAUUCUGGGUUGCAGGAAUUUGUCCAAAAUCAUGCGUGGCCUUCCUUUUAACGCGGCUAUUCUCGGCGUAUUACACCGGAUGCCUCCGACACCGGUAUAUCUUGCGCACGAGAAACAACGUUAAGUGUCUAACCGACAUUUUUGCAGCUUACGUUCUCUUGGCAAUCAACAAGCAAUCAUCGUCUCUCCUUCCAGGUGGCUAUCCCCGUAGUCGUCGACCACUCAGAUGACGCCCAGGUGGUGGACCUCUUUGCGCGCAUUCGUCGCGAACAGAGUGGCCGUCUGGAUCUCCUCGUGAACAACGCCUACGCAGCAGUCGGCUACACUUCCGCCCACCUGGGUAUGGGUUACUGGGAGCUGAAGGCAGAUGACUCGGCCGCAACAGCCUGGGACAUCGUGAACAGGGUGGGCCUGCGAAACCACUAUAUCUGCGCCACUCUGGCCACACGGAUGAUGCUGGAGUAUCGCGGCGAGCUGACUGCUGAGAAUAACGAUAGUGAUGAGGAACCCAGCGGCGAUGGAAAGCAUUCUCUGCUGAGCGACGGCGACGACAAUCAACGUCCAGGCCUUAUCAUCAACAUCUCCUCCUUCGGCGGUCUGAAGUAUCUCUUCAGCGUCACCUACGGUGUGGGUAGGCCUGGUCUCUUUCAUUUCAAGCUUUCCAUGAGGUGUGCGUAAACUGUCCUCGUGCAGGGGAAACUAUUUGGCCUCUAGCACUUUUUGCUGCCCUCGUACGUGGCGGGGAAUUGUUAGCAGCUUUUCUUUUUACCAAAUCUCAUGCUGCUGCUUGCUGUCUGUCCGUCUGCAACUAUCAACCGUCGGCUCGAGAAUGGGACAAAUUUCGAGCCUCGGGACAUGGUUUUGGUGAGGACCGGAUGCAGAGGUUCCGUUGAAUAGGCCUUCGAUCUCUAACCACUGGAGUGAGCUUACUGGCUCGGCUAUGUUUUAAAUCACUUCGCAUCUACAAUCCUAAGGUGUCUAAAGAUCUGGAAAGACUGUUUGAUGCAGCGCGGUUCCGAUAGUAUUCUUGAUAAAUCGACUAGAUCGCCUGUGUAGUAGGCCUGGGUUUUUUAAGUUUUUCUGGUCGCAGGUGGUGUUGGUAUGUGCGACUGUCUGGCGAAAGCGUCUCACCGGCAUGCGAUUGUUUGGCGGACAAACCGCCGUAUGUGAAAAUGUCCGCAACUCAUUUACGUAGUUUUACAAAUGUGAAGCAUUUUGUCCCCUGUACGAAGCUGAAGCCGGCAAACAGGGCAGGAUUUAAUGGCACCAAAAAAUUUCGCGAAGGUUCGUCGGCUGCAUCCUUUCGCUUCAUAAGAUAAAUAACGAGUGAGAAGAAUACAACAGAUUUGCAUUCGUGCAGAAACGACAAGGUCAUGGUUUUGGGUACAUCUGACUAAUCGAUAAAGUUAGUAACUCAAACACCGUAUGGUAAGAAUAGUGGAAAAAGGCGUUAAUGAGCAAAAGAAAGGGGGUAGUGAAAAUCAUGGAGCUAGGGGCUACCAUGGCAAGGUUAGGCUAAUCACGUGUUCCAACUGCUUACAAAGAUCUGGUUUCACCGGCCGUAUAUAGGCCGCCUCCGAGUUGUUCGUGCCCGAACAAGUACCCAGAAGGAAGUUUUAAGGUCGACGGAGUGACCACUGUCAAGCAGGUGUUUUGUAAUGGAGGAACGCGGGAUUGUGUUUUCUUGCUUUAGGAGCCAUUCGGGAAGAUGCUCAAUAGACCUGGCUGCCAACUGCCUUUGCAUUCGCCCAAUGUACUUUUAUCCGCAAGUGCAUGUAAAUUUAUAAACACAAUUUGAAGUGGCGAAUACUGGUGAGACGUCCUUCGUCCGUGGAAUUGGAAGAGGCUUAGUAGGGCUGCAUAAUGCGAGUUCGGCGGGUGAAAACAGAUCUUUGUAAACAGUCGGAACACGUGAUUGGUCUAACCUUGCCAUGGUAGCCUCUCACUUCAUGAUUUUCACUUAACCCUCUUUUUGCUCGUUAACACAUUUAUUCCACGAUUUUUACCAUACGGUGUUUUAGUUACUAACUUUACCGAUUAGCCAGUUUUACCCAAAACCAUGACCUUGCUGUUUCUGCAUAGAUUUUCUAAACGAAUGCAAACCUGUUGUAUUCUUCUCACUCGCUAUCAAUGUUAUGAAGCGACAGGACGCGUCUGACGAACCGUAGCGGAAUUUUUUGGAACCAUUAAAUACUGCCCUGUUUGCCUACUUCAUAUACGUAGCUUGGCACUUGAGGAGCUAGGAAUCAGGUCGUGUGCGAGCCUCGGGACAUGGUUGUGGCGUGGACGGGAUGUACUGGUUCCGUCGAAUAGGCCGUCGAUCUGCAGCCUCUGGAGUGAGCUUACUAGCUCGGCUAUGUAUCGAAUCUGUGCACUUCUGUAAUCUUACGGCGUCUGAAGAUCUGGAAAAACUGUUUGAUGUAGCGCGGUUCCGAUAAUUUUCUUGAUAACUCGAUUAAGGCGUCUGUGUAGUGGACCUGGUAUUUCGAGUUUUUUUCUGAUCGCGGGCGGUGUUGGUGUGUGCGACUGUCUGGCGAAGGCAUCCCACAUUGCCCUUAGAUCCUGCAUUCGAUUGCAUUUACCGGUACCCGUUCGACGGCCAAACUGCCGUAUGGGAGAAAGUGUGCACAACUCAUUUACGUAGCUUGGCACUUAGGAGCUAGGAACGUGUGGACGAAAUGUUCAACUACUGUAGCCAUCAAGACAUGUCCACCCCGAUCGUCUCGAAUCUGUCCUGCCCUCAAAGCAACGUGGACGCGGGAGGGCAGAUUGAGGUUGUAACGCACUACGAGUUUCACAGGCUUGUUUGAAAGAAGUCAGGUCACUUUUGGCGCGGAUCCCGGAUGGAUUCGAUGUAAUCGUCUAUCAGCGAAGAUGGCCAGUUUUCCUUCCCUCCCUAACGCUGACUUCGUCUCCCUCGCUUCCGCCAUCCGACCGCAUCGAAUUUCCCUUUCCGUAAGCUCACUCCCGGUCCUUUAUCUUCAGUUCCUGCAUUCCCCACUGGUGUCUAACUGAUAUGGCGUGACCAUCUCGCCCUCCAAGCGGAUCAUCUGUACAGCAUCUCACCAUUUUCUUGUAUUCCUGACCUUCUACAAUCUUCUACUCUAACGUUUAUUAUCAUAAAAUGAGUUCCAUCUAUUACAGAGCCCUUUCCUCUUCAUCCGUAUUCGCAUGUUUGAUGUGGUGUUUAACAGCCCUGUCAAUGUUGCAUAACCGAGAAGCUACCUUAGAUGGAUUAUUUGACCGUUUGUAUGUGCCAACCUCCACGUCUUCGACCGCUACAAGGUAGAUGCAGCCCAAAUCCACUUCAACCUUGAAAAACUUCACACUGCCUCGGGAGACAGAGGUUGUAGUAGUAGUUUGCAACCUUUUAACUUAUGCUUCUCGUCAGGGCUGUUGUUCUGGUUUGAGUGUGGCAUAAUUUAACCCAAGAUAACGGAUACUUCUAUCUCUCCUUCAUCUUUUUAACUAUACCGCUGGAAACCCAAUUAUAACGGCAAUUUACCAGCAUCUGCUGUUGAAAUAUGGCCCUUUUCUAUUCCAUCAGGCAAGGCUGCUUUGGAUCGCAUGGCUGCCGAUAUGGCUCACGAACUUCGUGAAAAAAAGAAAAAUAUUGCAGUAAUUUCUCUCUGGCCUGGCAUUGUCAAAACAGAGCACAUGGUCCAGACUGCGGAGAAGCGCGGUUUUGGAUCUACUACCUUAGAAAAACGAGGUAAGUGUCCCUUAUCUCUCCUUUGCAUACUGCUGUUCGAGAGCCAUGAAUGGUUCUUCUUUACCUACUGCUAUGCUUAAAGCCAUCGCCAUAGCCUUCGGAAAUCUUCGCCAUCUUUUCUGUCAAUUGGAGGUUAGCGGUGGAUAGUACUAUGUCCCUGUCUAAUUAGUAUUCCCGUUUUCAUCAGAAACCAGCUUAAUCGAAACUUAGAAAAUAUGUAAAAUAUUGGUCGUACGAGUCGGCGUCUUUAUAAAAGAAUACGAUAGCACCUUCCCGCAUGGUUGGCAAAAAGUGAAACUUAGAGAAUAGACAGCGCCAUCCUUGCGCAUGCUGUGGAUUCAGGGCAUCGUGUGAAUGCCGCUGAAGCAUUUCAUGUGAUUUAUCAGGUCCUCUCGAGUCACUCUAAGCUACUGGGCCAGCGCCUGUUAGCAACAACAGAAGCGGCCGCCAUCAGGUCACGAAAACCGACCCUAUGCACCCAGAAGAACCUCGUUCAGGCUCCGCGCUUACCGUUGUCAAGGGUUGGCUAACCACAUACAACUUUCUGCGCCCUUACGCUCCUGCCUAGCCUGUAUUUUAAAACUAACUUUUAUCGAUUUUUUUUGCACUCACUGUACCCCGUCCCAAAUAACUGUACUGGCUUGACAAGAAAUUAUCGAAAUCAACGUUCGCUUGCCACCUUUUCUUCUGAAUAUGUAAGACAGCCCACAUUGAAGGAGACACGAUCGCUUGGACAAGAGUUUUAUUAGCCUGACGUUUCGGAUUCCUGCUCGAAUCCAUCAUCAGAGACAACAGCAGAUACGGGUGACUCACGCACAAGGGGAUUCGGUAUUUAUAGAAUGCAGUCGCAUGCUACCGCAUACCUAUGAACAUUCACGGUUCCCUCGCCAUUCAUCAGGUAUCAUCGCACGUGAUGUGCUAAUUUUUUUAUGGCCGACAUUCGCGUAGUUAACUGCCGCAAUUUCAUCACGCGCGUUGAAUGUUAGUGUGAUAAUUGUUCUACCAUCUGACGCACCGACCCUGGUGUUAAUACAAGUGUUCACAUGUGCGCUCCCGGCGUGGCUUAUUACUCCGCCUAGGCGAAGUCUCACCACGGAGUAUGGAAGGGAAAGUUCAUUGCACUUGUUAAGGGACUGGGAGACAGUAUACCACGAUUCAAGUAGCUCCCGGUUUACGCGGUUGUCCCCUCUUGCGAGAAUUUCGGCCUCGUCAAAUUUGAAUGCGUGGCCGAAACUCGUCGAAUGAGCGCAACUUGAGAACUGGCGUCAUUUCUCCGCACCGCUGCAGCGUGUUCGACCACUCUCGUUCGGAGCUGUCUUCCGGUUUCUCCGAGGUAGUUAUUUGUCCGCAACUGCACCAGAUUCGAUAAACCACUCCAGACGUUUAUAGCACGUGAUGAAUUUGCAGCAAUUAACUACGCGAAUGUCGGCCAUCAAACAAUUAACACACCAAGUGCGUUGAUCCUGGAUGAAAGGGGAGCUGCGAAUGUUCAUAGGUAUGCGGUAGCAUGCGACUGCAUCCUAUAAAUACUGAAGCCCCCUGUGUGUGAAUCACCCGUAUCUGCUGUUGUCUCUGAUGAUGACUUCGAGCAGGAAUCCGAAACGUCAGGCUAAUAAAGCUCUUGUUCCGGCGAUCGUGUCUCCUUCUUCAAGACUACUUCCUCGGACUCGUCUCUUCGCUUCUAUAGCCCACAUUGUUCACAAGCUUUUCAGCAGCAUCGAAGGUCCUAGCUGACAGAAUUAUUUGACGAUAGUUUUUGCUUACAGAGACUUGUGGUAAUAGUGUUUUUUUAUUGGGGACUUGUUUUCCACCAUCCGCCAUCCAGGCCCAAUACCGAGGCUGCAGAGACCCAGCGCUCGAACCUGCCUAUUUAAACACUAAAGCAACCCCCGCCGGUUAGUUAUUGGCUCAUGACAUGUCCUCUGCGAUUGUACACACUCAAGGCCACUCCGGUACGCCCUCCGGUCACAGUGGAGUCAGUGACCGCCACUGGCCUGUUACCCGACAUGACCAUACUACUUACGAAAAACUCCGACGUUACGCGUACUUGACAAUUACCUUUGCAUGCACAAUCUAUAAAGCGGGAAAAUGCAGAAUAAAUCAUUCGCAAAGGAUGGUCUGGCGACUGGGUCCUGUUGUCAAAACAUAAAGCAUCCAUCUGAAUCUUCCUGUCUUUGUCAGUAUACCUCUUCAGAUCACUAACUUAACUGUCUUUCUCGACCUUAAUCUUACAAAACCUCUAUUUUGAACACGGUUUCAAUCGGAUAAAGGACCACACAAAGAUAUUCGUGAACUAACGAAGACGGAUGUGGGCUGUCUCCCUAUGUGUAGUUUGAGUGAGGACGCCCUAUAGGCAGUAACGUGGUGUUAAAUUUAAUUUUGAACGCCUCAACUGAAUGCUCGCAUUCCACUUCCCGCCGCUUACAUCGUGAGCGGGUAUUCGAACUUCUCUGCAGCCAUUGGGCCAGUUUUACGAACCCCUAGUAAGUUCGUGCCUGGAGGGGGCUCGCGAGGUUGUUUGAUGGGUCCACACAACUGGCUGCUGCCAAUCGUCAGUUUAAAAUGCCUUCGGGCGUAUCCUUAGUAUCCAUUAUCGUCUACGAGGCUUUCUUUUAACUCUCCGUCUGUAAUUGUCGGAUGAGGCUGCUGGAGGUCGAAAGAAAGACCCAGGAUUUAAAACACCCACAUUCGACAGUCAUCGUGGACUCUACGGACACAUGUUGAUCACAGGACUCUAUCUGUUACAUUGCACUCCAAAAUCAGUGAAUCGAAUUCGAGUGUUCUUCUUCAUGUUGCCGAAUUUGGCUGAUAGGACGACGUCCCGUGGCUCACCUAUUGGCCUGGAGCGACGGUUAGAGUUUGAGCCCCGCAUACGACGACAUACACAGCUAUCCCGCGAGGUGUGCGCAGGGAUUGACUUGCUGGUGAAUUUGUGUUUACUCAAGCAGGAUUUCACAGCACCUACACCACUUUCUCCUCACUCAUCUACCAUGCUCCGAGGACAGGACAGAGCCAAGAUGACCGGAUGCAUACCCGCGCUCAGUGGCUGACAGAGCUAACCAACCAUUCUACGCGUACCUCACACGACCUGUUCAUCGAGACGUGUAGCGGAAUUUCUCUAAGUCUAGUCUGGACCCCACACCGGUGAGAGUGGCAUAAAGGUCACAUUGAGAAUGAGCCAUUGCAGCCUGACCCUCGGUCCAUGGAAGGACCGCGUUAUUCAGUCGGUUGGCCAUCUUCUAGGCCACGUUUGGUUACAAAACGUCUGUCAGCGAUUUGAAGAUCCCCUCAUACGCGUCGUUCCCAACAAAAUACGUCGAGAAUAUUAGAUACCGUGGGUGACAGAUCAGAAUGAUUUGAUCGUUGGCUGUUCAAGUGUCAAUCCCCCGUCUGUACGAGAUAGGCAUGAGACUCGAGCUGGGAUUGACUGUGCUGGGAAUACUGAACGGAUUUGGAUACUAAUCUGCCCCCUAUCGAGUAACUAAACAAUGAAUUGCGUCUUUUCCUCCUCCUCCUCCUCCUCCUCCUCCUCCUCCUCCUCCUCCACCUCCUCCUCCUUCUUCUUCUCCAUUUAUGGCCUGUUUCUUGACGUUUUUUCGUUCAUAUGACAACAUUCCGACCUGGAUCAGGAAGUAAUGCGCAGACGCAACGCGGGGAAACACUCUUUUGAGAUUCCUAGCACGAUGUUUGUGACAACCUCCUCUCAUUCCUCACCCCCUACCGCCGCUUUCUGUUCUUAGGCGAAUCGCCCGAGCUGACCGGUUUUGUUGUCGCGCACCUGCUCGCCGAACCGAAGAAGCGGCUGCUGUCGCGAUCCGGUCGUGUGCUCUUUGUUGCCGACACCGCACUGGAGAUGGGUAUCCGCGACAUUGACGGCAAACGACCCACCAGCCUGCGCUCAGUGCCCUUUCUUUUGGAGGCCACCGGCCGCAACCGUCUCGCCCGCGUUAUGCCCGAAUUUAUUCGCCUGCCGUAUUCAGCCUUCGACCGAAUGAGCUCCAAGUUCUAG
Spirometra erinaceieuropaei is the source of this 11226-nucleotide messenger RNA. The record is from the annotation of a GenBank genome assembly. Lineage: Eukaryota; Metazoa; Platyhelminthes; Cestoda; Diphyllobothriidea; Diphyllobothriidae.